AUGGACGAUUCAUCCACUCCCUCAUCCCCAUCAGAUUCGUAUGGCGGGUUCACUGGAGAGCAGGAGUCGGUUUAUUCGGAAUUGAGCGAGAAAGUGACUGCUCGCCUCAAACAGCCGUUCGCCGAACUGUCUAGCUUGGCAGAGCUGUCUGACACGGAGAGCGAGGAAAGUUAUUCGUCUGCGCUCGAGUCUCCAACACAGCAUUCGCAUGACGGGUUCCCUGGAGAGCAGGAGUCGGUUGAUUCAGAAUUGAGCGAGAAAGCGUUACGAUUGAUUGCUCACCUCAAACAGCCAUUCAGGGCAUUUUUGUUAGCGCAGAAAUAUGGCGAAGAAUACACGAGAAUCAUGUCAGAUCGUGAUAUCAUUGCACAAGUCAAAAACACAACUUCUGUUCGCGACAUGAUGCAUUGUGUCAGGACAGUAGAGGUCGUGUAG
This is a messenger RNA of Suillus subaureus, 435 nucleotides long. RefSeq lists its product as uncharacterized. The record is from RefSeq and is a predicted model, not a curated record. NCBI's taxonomy places the organism in Eukaryota, Fungi, Basidiomycota, Agaricomycetes, Boletales, Suillaceae. Bases 1 to 435 code for a protein of 144 amino acids. The transcript has a single exon.